AUGGCGCGAGCGCCGAAGAAGAAGGGGAAGACGGGGGAGGCAGCGAGCUACGUGACGAGGAACCAGGCGAUCAAGAAGCUGCAGGUGACGCUGGGAGACUUCCGGCGCCUCUGCAUCCUCAAGGGGGUCUACCCCAGAGAUCCCAAGAAGAAGGCCAAGGGCAAGGACAAGACUUACUACGCCACCAAGGACAUCUUGUUCCUUCUGCACGAGCCUGUGCUGUCAAAGCUGAGAGACAUCAGGGCACACAAGAGGAAGAUUAUCAAGGCGAAGUCGAAGAAAGAUUUUGUGCUGGUCGAGUACCUGGAUAAGCGCAAACCCUUCUACUUGCUCGACCGUCUUGUGAAAGAGAGGUUCCCUACCUUCACGGAUGCUGUGCGCGACAUGGACGACGCUCUGUCAAUGGCAACCUUGUUCUCCAAUCUCCCAAGCACAAACUUGAUUCAAAGCAAGCGAACGUUGAACUGCAGGCGUCUCUGUCUCGAGUUCUUCAACUACGUCGCCCUGUCACAUUCUCUGAGAAAGGUCUUCUUGUCCAUCAAGGGAUGUUACUUCCAAGCAGAAGUGCAAGGGCAGUCAGUGACGUGGCUCGUUCCUUACAACUUCGUGCAGGAAGUUCCCCCCGACAUCGACUACCGCGUGAUGAUGACCUUCCUUGAGUUCUACGAGACCCAACUUCACUUCAUCAAUUUCCGCCUGUACAACACGCUCGGGCUCAAGUAUCCGCCCCAGGUUGAUUUGCAGAAAAGCGACGCAAACUUGGGCAUCAAUGCCUUUCUUCUUGAGCAGAUCUCUUCGGAAGACCCAGAGGCUACUCCAGCAGCCCCUGAUGCAGCCAAGACUGUCACGGCACAAAAGAAAGCUUCUAAUGGGGAGAAGAAGCAGCAGCAGGCUAAGAUCAAGUCGCUGCAGGAGAAGAUGCAGGACAUUCUUGAGAACGAGAACGAAUCAAAGUCGCAGGAGGACGUUGGGGAGGACAUCAAUGCUGACCUCGAGGACGAGGAGGCCGAGGAGGAGGAACAGGAGCAAGGGACUGAGACCCUCCUCUUCAAGAAGCUCAAGUUCUUCUUGUCAAGGGAAGUCCCCCGAGCUCUCCUGGAGCUGAUGAUCAAGUCCUUUGGAGGAGCUGUGGGGUGGGAGGGGCCCGGAAGUCCCUUCCCUGAGAGCGACGAGUCCAUCACCCACCAGGUGGUAGACAGAGACACUCAGCGACACAUGUUCCUGAGCCGCGAGUACGUCCAGCCUCAGUGGGUCGCAGACAGCUGCAACGCUGGCUUGCUUCUCCCUGUGGAGGAGUACGGGCCCGGAGUCUGUCCUCCUCCGCAUCUUUCGCCCUUCGUGGAUGAUGAGGAGGAAGGAUACCUGCCGGAGCGGCGCAGGUUCAUCCUGUCGCUGCAGGAGAAGUCGAAGAACCAUGCUGGAGCUUUCGAUGACAUGCCACAGGACCCUGCAGAAGGCGAUGAGGCAGAUGCCAAGAUGAAGGAUGAGGACGAGGAAGAAGAGGACGAGGAAGAGGACGAGGAGGUUGACGCUGCUGAAGCGCAAUAUCAGAGCGAGUUGGCAAAGGAGUCAGGCAAGGAGGAAGCAAUAUCAGCGCCCAAGUCGACGAAGACCAAGAAGACUAAGGCAGAAAUCGAAGAGGAGCGAGCUAGGAUGAUGAUGUCGAAGAAGGACAGACGGCUGUACGAUAAGAUUAUGUUCGCCAAGGAGAGGAAGCGUCAGAGGGUGCAGAGGUUGGAGAACAAGAAGUAAGAUGAGACAACAUGCGCGCUCCUACAGACAGACUGUUAUUGUUUCUAGAAAACUUGAGUUUUCAUGCCU
This is a messenger RNA of Guillardia theta CCMP2712, 1821 nucleotides long. Its product is annotated as pescadillo like protein. Bases 1 to 1752 code for a protein of 583 amino acids. NCBI's taxonomy places the organism in Eukaryota, Cryptophyceae, Pyrenomonadales, Geminigeraceae. The transcript has a single exon. Gene Ontology annotation, cellular component: nucleolus; PeBoW complex. The record is from RefSeq and is a predicted model, not a curated record. Gene Ontology annotation, biological process: ribosome biogenesis; maturation of LSU-rRNA from tricistronic rRNA transcript (SSU-rRNA, 5.8S rRNA, LSU-rRNA). Gene Ontology annotation, molecular function: RNA binding.